Rhodotorula toruloides NP11 is the source of this 786-nucleotide messenger RNA. RefSeq lists its product as uncharacterized. The coding region runs from base 1 to 786 and encodes 261 amino acids. The record is from RefSeq and is a predicted model, not a curated record. The transcript is spliced from 2 exons. Lineage: Eukaryota; Fungi; Basidiomycota; Microbotryomycetes; Sporidiobolales; Sporidiobolaceae.
AUGGCUGCGAUCCUCGUCCUCGCAGCACUGCGAGCGGGAGAGACCCUCGCCGACCUGCGCAGCCCGCUCAUCCCGCCUCCCGCAGACCACCCAGCUGCGACCCCUUCUCCCGCCUCGUCACGCCCGUCCACCGCUUCGUCCGCCUCGUCGUCACUCUCGAGCUCCCGUCCACCCUUAACAGAACGCUCCCUGCGAGCGUCGCACCUCGCCUGGCUCGUCCGUGUAAGGGACUUGUCGGCCCGACACCUCGCCCUCGUAGAUGCGCGAUCAAAGAACUGGACCAGUUGCUGGGCGGGAAAAGUCUCGAGUCGACACAUCAGGGCGGUCAAGAAGGCUAUCGAGGAGGCGCAGUGGGUCGAGGAGAGGUUGAGGCUUGCGAUAGGGUGGUGCAAGGAGAAGGGGUUGAGGAAGGUGUCUGUCAAGCGGUUGCUUGGCGGGAAAGGGAACCAUGUUGACCGAGGAGACCGCCGUAACAGACUCGCCUACCGACCAACACACACCUCCUUCCCCCCUUCGCUCCUCGACCUCCCCUACCCCCUCCCGCUCGCUUUCGACGCCAACUUCCUCAUCCUCACCGUCCCACGCCCACCGCCCAUCAGUCGACACCGCCGAGCAGAGGAAGACGAAGUCGAGGCGUUGCCGGCCUAUCGGGAGGAAGCGGACCACGAGCUGGGAGAGCGGAUGCUCGAGAGAGGGUUGGCGGAUGUCGUUGUUGGGGGAGUUGAUGUCGAGCAGUAUGAGAGGGAGACGCAUGGGCAGGCUGUGCAGGUCGCAGUCGUUGCUUGA